This is a messenger RNA of Paramacrobiotus metropolitanus, 1892 nucleotides long. RefSeq names its product 5-hydroxytryptamine receptor 1D-like. Gene Ontology annotation, biological process: adenylate cyclase-inhibiting G protein-coupled acetylcholine receptor signaling pathway; G protein-coupled receptor signaling pathway, coupled to cyclic nucleotide second messenger; chemical synaptic transmission. The record is from RefSeq and is a predicted model, not a curated record. Gene Ontology annotation, cellular component: membrane; synapse; dendrite. Gene Ontology annotation, molecular function: G protein-coupled serotonin receptor activity; G protein-coupled acetylcholine receptor activity. The transcript has 2 exons. Bases 724 to 1722 code for a protein of 332 amino acids. NCBI's taxonomy places the organism in Eukaryota, Metazoa, Tardigrada, Eutardigrada, Parachela, Macrobiotidae.
UUCGGCAUUGUUCAAACAAAGAAAGAAAUGGGUAGUUUUUAAAACUUGGAUGUCUUAUAAAAACAUGGAGAAGAGGUAACAAAAAUGUGUACUCUGUCAAAUAUUAAGUCAGGCAAAAAAUUAAUGACACAUUUAGCGCGGAUUAGAAAACCGCAAACAGUUAGUUAAUUUUAGCGAUCCACUGAAUGCUCAUAAUUUGAAUUAAUAAACAGAGGAAGUUAAUCCUUGAAUGCGCUGGGUGGAGUGGCACUGCAGUUAACUGGAAAUAGGUGUAGCUGUUGAGGGCAGCUGUAGCAAUUAGCGUUGCAGAUGACUUGGCUAAAGAUCCCCGGAAAUUGUUUGAAUGGAAAUAAUAAUUUUUAUUCUGAGAGAGAAGCACUUGCAAAGGUUUUACCGCCGCAGAACUUGCUGUUUCGCUCUGAAACAAAAUUAUACCGUCUUGUCUCAUAAUGUUCAGUUUCCAGGUGUGGUGUUUCCAGCAAAUCGAUGGUUAACCUGUUUCUAUCGUUCGUUAUUCAGGACCGGUCUGCUCCGAGGUGCUACAGGAAAUUAACUAAGUAGAAGAUCCGGUGCUCCAUUGGAUAACGCUAUUAUUUUAGGCGCCCACUAUCCAAUUUCCGGUUGCGAUGAAAAUUUGCUGUUGAUGAUUUAUUGCUCACAUUUCAGCGCAGUUUACAUUCAGACCCUUACCGCCUGUUAAACACGCACUCUGGUAGCAGAAGCAUGACGUUACACAACCACACCAGUAUUCUGUUAUUGGAUACCUCUAACAGCAGCGCGUAUACGUGGAGUUUUACGCCGAUCAGUGAGAUGGUCAUCUCCCCGGUGGCCGUCGUUCUAAAUGCGUACUGUCUGUUUGUUUUCUUAAUUAAGCGGGAACUCCGUACGCCGUUUAACGUAUACUUGAGAAAUCUUUUAUUUGCCAAUCUCAUCUACACCGUGUUAAAUAAUCCGCUGGGCAUCGUAGAUGCACUGUUUCACACGUGGCCGCUGGGAGCCACCGCCUGCAACGUUUAUACCUAUUCCUUAUCGGCGUUAGGCGCGCUGACUGUCAAUUCACAUGUCAUUAUUACUUUAAAUCGUUUUUGGGCGGUUACCUUCCCAGUUAACUACCGGACGCAUCAUAAUACGCGAACAUCAUUAAUGGCAGUGGCGUUGUUGUGGAUCUAUGUGCACGCGAUAUGUUUGCCGGGAAUUAUAUUAGAUGCACUUUAUUAUCGGUUAAAUUUGCUGGAAAACCGGUGCCUGUUAAACGGUGCUGCGCAGUUUACAUGGAACACUUUCGUGCAGUUUGUUUUAUACGCCGGACCUGUUUGUUUUAUCUUGCUGACCUAUCCGUUCAUAUUAUUUAAGCACACACGGCGCAAACGAAUUCGAUUUUCUCUUUCGCGGAGGGCUAGCUCAAAGGCCAUACCAACUAGUACCCCACCACAGGAAAACGAGCAGACUGUGAAUCUUCCGAAGCCGGUGUCAGAACGGAGCUAUGCCUUGACCGUGACGUCACUGCUGACGCUCAGCAUCUUAGUGUGCUGGGCGCCCAAUGUAAUCGUGUACACCGUUAACGGUUUCAUGGGGAUCGACAGCCCCGUUGUUUUCCGUGUGAUCUCCUUGCUGUUUGCCCUGCAGUCAGUUAUGGAUCCGAUUCUCUUUGCUCUGGCCAUGAAAGACUUACGCCGCGCUCUAUGCCAACCACUUCAAAUACAUCCAGGCCAAUGUCGUUGACAAAGAAGCUGAUCAAGCAAUGCGAAACUGGCUCAGGUCAAAAUUUUGUAGAAUCAUAGCUUACUGUUCCGAGCCAAAAGUGUACUAGCUAAAAAUGUAGAUGCCAUAUUUGUAGUGAUCAGAUUCUGCUGCGUGCUUUCUCUGGCAGGAAUUUUCCAGCUUCCCAUGCU